UCGGCCGACCUUAAAUUAAGCAAGUAAAGGUUUUAAGAGAGAGAAACCCUCAAGAAACCUCCCACCGACUGCCCCUUCUUCUUUCUCUCUGUACCCCCUUCUUCUCUCUCCUUAAAACCCAAUAUGUUGUUGUUAUGUUCUUCACCAUCAUUAAUGGUUGUAUAAAACAUAAGUCUGAUCUUUGUGUUGAGAUAUAUAUAUAUAUAUAUAUAUAACUAUGGGAAAUUGUGUGUUUAAAGGGUUUGGAGGGGUUGAAGAUAUGAUCAAAGUAGUGACAUCCAACGGUGGAGUGAUGGAGCUAUACGCACCGGUCACGGCGGAGUGCAUCACCAACGAGUUCCCCGGCCACGCCCUCUUCCGAAGCCGUGACCUCUUCUCCGAACCUCUCCUCCACAACGAAGAGCUUCACGUUGGAGAACUAUACCAUCUGCUACCACUCAACACCACCACCACACCAGCCAAGAAACCUGAUGAUACAAGACAUCAUGACAGUAACAACAACAAAAACAUUAAUGUUGUGUCUACUUCGUCUUUAGUCACGCCGUAUCGGAUGUCAUGCGACAACCAGGGCGUGUUGAAGCGGUCGGAUGCAGAGGUUUUUCCGAGGUAUAACAGCAGCGGGGUGUGGAAGGUGAAGCUGGUGAUAAGUCCGGAGCAGCUGUCGGAGAUAUUGUCUCAGGAUGCUCGAACGGAGGCCUUGAUAGAGAGCGUGAGAACGGUGGCUAAGUGUGGGAGUGCUGUUCCGUCGGUGGCCAAUUCCGAUCAAUGGAGUCUGUCUAGCAGUUGGAAGGCCUCUUCCGAUCACAAAUAUUGUGGUACUGAUCAUAGUUAGGGCAAUUCAACAGACAUGAUAGCCUUUGUUGUUUUUUCUUGUCCCACUUUUCUUGAUUUAUCUUUAGUUUAUAAAUAUUGUUAAUUAGUUUGUGAUUAUGUUCAUAGUGCAAUGCAUUUAAUUAAUGAACUUGGCCUUUACUUAUUAUUAUUAUGGUUAGUUUCUUAAA
Cornus florida is the source of this 1001-nucleotide messenger RNA. RefSeq lists its product as uncharacterized. Bases 218 to 832 code for a protein of 204 amino acids. The transcript has a single exon. NCBI's taxonomy places the organism in Eukaryota, Viridiplantae, Streptophyta, Magnoliopsida, Cornales, Cornaceae. The record is from RefSeq and is a predicted model, not a curated record.